This is a messenger RNA of Entrophospora candida, 1533 nucleotides long. The record is from the annotation of a GenBank genome assembly. Lineage: Eukaryota; Fungi; Glomeromycota; Glomeromycetes; Entrophosporales; Entrophosporaceae.
CUUGAAUCAUUGCUGGAUUUAAAACCAUUUAUUGGAUGUGCACCACAACAAGGAUCAUGUUGCUACUCAUUAUCGUCUGAAUUAAAACAACCUCCCGAUUUAUUUUUGUUAAACCUUACAGCAUCUCACGUAAGCUCAAAAAAAAACAAUAAUAUAUAUAUAGCUCAAAUUGGACUUCCUCCAAAAUAUAUAGUACAAGACAAUCCAUCAUCUCCUCUUUCAUUUGUUCAUUGUCAAAAAACUGUAAAAACUGGCACGUUAGAACCUGUUUAUGAGUGUGAAUCAAGAGACAAGGAAAUUUUCUUUAUACAAAUCCUAGUAAAAUUCCCACAAGAAAGUAACAAUGGUACAACUAAUAUGCAAUUGCCUGAUGUAAAUGUCACUAUAUUUGGUGAUAGAUGUGAACAAAGGGCUGUUUGUCAAGAUUUGGCAUCAUUAAAUGAAAAUCAGAAUUCUGAUAAAAUUUCACUGGGUCCAAUGGGUACUUGGCCAAAAUAUUCCGUUAUAAUAGGUGGUUGUAUUUUAGGUCUGGCAUUAGUGGGUUCUCUUUACCUGGUUUAUAAAAGAAAUAAAUCAAGUGAAAGCGGUGAUUCCCAUACAAGAGAUAAGCCUGGGAAAAAAGAUUCAAUAUUUUCUCCUAAUUCACUUUUAGAUUCAGGCGAUAAUCAAGAUGACGACAAUAAUGAUAAUCAUAGACCAAAAAACACUUUGAUAAAUCUAGACGAAUCCAAAAUUAAACAACUAGAAUCAUAUGUUGAUGAAGGUGGAAUUGUAAACACAAAAUCUGUGUCACCAAGAUUAAGUUUAGGUUCAGAUAAUCAUGAAUUUGUACCAGCCUCUUCUUCUGUUGUUAUCGAAGUUGAUAAAGAUUCAUCGUUGUUUACAUCCAACAACAACAACAGCAGCAAUCGUCACAGUAGUCACAGUAAUAGAUCUUCUAGAAGUCAUUCUAACAGACUAUCAAAAGUUGAUCAUCAGAACCUAACCUCGGCCAGGUCACGAAACAUAAAAGGCAGUGGAAGCGAUCAUCGCGACGGAAAAGAUUCGUUGAGUAUUUCCAAUUCCAAUUCAUCAUCAUCUAAAAAUAAAAAUAAUGCCCCCGAAUUGCACCAUAAAUUUUCUACAAAAACCCCAUCACAUGAUGACAAAAAAUACAAUAACAAUAAAGAAAGAUCAAAAUCAUAUCAACGAAAAAAUAAAUCUAAAAAAUCACUGUCAAAACAAUCUGGUGAAAAGGCGGCGAAGGAAGAAGAGGAUGAAGAUGACAAACCAUUAGGACAAAUAUUAUCUUUAAAAAAUCUAAACGGUGAGAAUAAUGGCGUUAGUAUUGUUGAUGAUUUUUUUGAUUCAGUGUUUGAUGAAACUUUAGCAGCUUAUUCAGAUUCAGAUUCAGAAAAGGCUAAUAGUAAGAAUAGGAUUGUUAUUGAUGGUGGUGAAGAAGAAAACACAACAAAAGACAAAAGGCUUAAUAAUGAAAAAGAGCAAAUUAUAGAGAGUGAUGACGAAAUACCUAUUGGAAAAUUAAAGAGAUGA